Fomitopsis serialis is the source of this 964-nucleotide messenger RNA. RefSeq lists its product as uncharacterized. The coding region runs from base 20 to 964 and encodes 314 amino acids. The record is from RefSeq and is a predicted model, not a curated record. Lineage: Eukaryota; Fungi; Basidiomycota; Agaricomycetes; Polyporales; Fomitopsidaceae. The transcript has a single exon.
AUGUACUGAACACAAGCAGAUGGCGUGGUUCAUGCUCGGCCUUCUGGUCGAUGUUCAGCUGCCUGGUGGCGAGUCAGUCGCGGACUUGUUCAGUGCUACGAAAGCCCUUCUGGACUUCGUGUAUAUGGCACAAUACUCGGUCCACUCAGGCGCGACUCUGGUCGCACUCGAGCGCUCACUGUCCGAGUUCCAUGCGAAGAAGGAUGUCUUCAUCCGGCUUGGCAUACGGGACAACUUCCUCCUUCCGAAGCUUCACAUGAUGACUCACUACGUCCGCGCGAUCAAACUCUACGGUACGACCGACAAUUACAAUACAGAGUCCACUGAGCGACUCCAUAUUGAUUUCGCGAAAGAGGCCUACCGCGCGACGAACCAUAAGGACGAAUUUCCACAAAUGACCCAGUGGCUCGAGAGGCGCAAGAAGAUGCUGCAGCAUGCCAACUACGUCGAAUGGCGUCUCCUCAGAGUGCAACGUGAGCAGCGUGAUCUCAUCGCUGCACGUCAAGAGAUACACUGGCGGCCGCCAGAUAUGGCAUGCCCGCUACAUCAUCUCAUGACGAAGCAUCCCAGUCGAAAGGCGGUCCCUGUCGCCGAGCUCGUGUCUUCUCAGGGCUAUGGUGCGACGUUUUUUAGGGCUGCUCUUGCUCGCUUCGUGGUGGAGUUUGACAAUCCAGCUCUGGCACGAAACGACGUCGAAGCUCAGGCACUCCAGGUCCGAUUUCCAUUUGCGACUCUACCGGUCUUCCAUAAAAUCAAGUUCCGCAACGUCAAGUACCACGACAAAGAGACCCUCGAUUCAAUCCAUGCGCGACCUCGUCAAAUAGGUCAGAACGAUGAAGUACUUAUACCGGCGCGCUUUGACACUGCACUCGUACGUGUUCGGCAAAGCGAGAACCUAGAAGCUCGCAAUGGCCUUGCUGGUAAGAUUCCCUUUAAUUCGGUCUCCAACAAUACUCACAUGUAG